Botrytis sinoallii is the source of this 390-nucleotide messenger RNA. RefSeq lists its product as uncharacterized. The record is from RefSeq and is a predicted model, not a curated record. NCBI's taxonomy places the organism in Eukaryota, Fungi, Ascomycota, Leotiomycetes, Helotiales, Sclerotiniaceae. Bases 1 to 390 code for a protein of 129 amino acids. The transcript has 2 exons.
AUGAUUGCAAUCAAAAAAGAAUUCGAAACUUCGAACAGAAGGAGAAAUUUUCUUGAACUGCUGGGAUUUAUUCUGUAUCAACACUUUUUCUCAUAUCUAAUAUCUUCAAAAACAAUAUAUACUAUACCUUCAUGGUAUGCUGAUCAUGCACAAGCAGUCACAUGGAUAGAGCGAUUCUUAAUUAUGGAAUCACGCAUAACGAGGGAAGAUGCAAGAUCUAAAGCCAAGCAAUUUGCUGGGGCGGGAAGAUUAUUGUAUGCAAAAUCUUUGGACUCCUGGACACGAUUUCUUGGAGAUGAAGAUAUGGCAAUCGAUAUCUAUUACGCACUGCAGUCAAUCAUUCUGGAUCCCAAAAAGCGAGAGAAGGCCGAUAUUCCGAGGACCGUGUAA